This is a messenger RNA of Myotis davidii, 12171 nucleotides long. RefSeq names its product dynein, axonemal, heavy chain 7 (gene DNAH7). The transcript has 63 exons. Gene Ontology annotation, molecular function: dynein intermediate chain binding; dynein light intermediate chain binding; ATP hydrolysis activity. Gene Ontology annotation, cellular component: dynein complex. Bases 1 to 11976 code for a protein of 3991 amino acids. The record is from RefSeq and is a predicted model, not a curated record. Lineage: Eukaryota; Metazoa; Chordata; Mammalia; Chiroptera; Vespertilionidae. Gene Ontology annotation, biological process: microtubule-based movement.
AUGUUUUUCACGCAGGAUAAACCACCCAGCAAAGAAAAAUCCAAGACAACACUAAGAUUUUUGCCACAGUCAUCUACGGAGAAGUCAGCCAGCAGAGAGAAAGAGAAAGACAGAGGCAAGCAACCAGCCAGGCUUCUGCCGCAGCUGGCCACGGUGAGCACGAAGCCGCAGUGGCAGGAGGCGGCCCCGUCCUUCCAUCUGAACGUAAAGCAGGAGGAGGACAUCCCCGAGCCGUUCAGUGUGAAGAAUGAGCAGUCGUACGCCGAAUACAUGGAGCACUUUGGAAGAAAGGGCACCCUGCUCGACCAAAUUGAUGACAGUUGCGCUGGCCCAUCCACUUCCAAGGCCAAGAGCAAAUUCCCACAUAAGGAACGAGAGAACUUCCGCAGCACGCUGGUGAACGUCAUCAUGCAACAGGAUGCCCUCUCAGACGUGCCUGCUCCCGAGGAAAGUGCGUUUCCCAAAAUGACCACCUCCGCCAUAGAAAAGGACAUCUUGAGAUAUUACUAUUAUAUUCACCAUGGGAUCGAUACUGACCACAUAGCCCCUAUGGAAGAUUCUUGGCUAGAGAACGUAUUGAAUCUGGUCCCCCAACAUCUGAAAGUCCUCACCGACAGCAUCCUCACGCUAUCUGAUGAAAUGAGAGAAGAUUAUCUUCUUAGUGUAAAAAAGUCCAUAGUUGAUUUUGUUUUAAAAGAUCCCAGAGAGAAAGAUGAUAAGAAGGCAGAAGAACUUCCACCCCAUCGUGCUGAAAUGGAAAUUCUCCCGAAACCUUGGAGGAAAUCUUUCCUGGCCGCGAGCAGCUACAUCAGGGACCACCUGAACGCCAUGAACCCCACGAUGCUGGCGGUGCUGGACCUGUGGCACAGCACCUUCAAGAAAUUACGUUUAAUUGAUACAGAAGAAUUUCACAAUCGCCAGGAGGCAUUAGAGCUGUCAAAUUUUCAGACCAUCAUCAUGAGACACCUGGAAACUGCCAAAGAGGCUCUACUUAAAACGUGGUUUCCGGAAGUGCAGAACAUCUAUUACCAAGGCAACAAAAAGAAGCAGCUGCCCACGGGCGAGAGCAGCGCCAAGCUGGAGGCCUUUUUCAACUGCGCCGCGGCGCUGAUGACCUUACAGCUGCAGGACCUCACGCUGUCCUCCAUGCAGGACUUCACAGACCUGAUCGCACAGCCCCCAGAUUCUGUCAGAGCUUUUGAACAUCCAGGUUUCAUCAUGAGGCUGCUUCUUGAUAAUGACACCAUUAAGUUUGAACCUCAGUUCGAAGACUAUAUAGACAUCUUUUUAAAUAUUUAUGAUGUCAUGAUUAAAGCUGUCAGUUUUGUGCCGAGGGUUGAGACAAAAUUGUAUUCCAAGUGGGACAGUAACUCUAAGCCAACAACCUUGGCACCAGUCAUUCUGGAAGAGAUUGUUGAAGCUCACAAAGAAAAGGUUAAGGAAGUGAUCAUGAGAGAGAGCGCAGCCCCCAUCGAGCACCUCAAACUCUACGACAAGUACGACUUCUUGAUCACCAGGAAAGCCGAGAAAGACGUGGACGCGUUCCUUGCAGAAAACCAUCAUUAUGAGAAAAUAAUACAAGAAAUUCGCAAAUACCAACAACUUAUAGAGGACAUACAGUACACAACGAGAAAGACUGUUCGCUUAGGAAUGUUUGAAAUGCGCUGUGAGGACUUAAUUAGAGCUUUGGUGAAGCGAGCAGAGGUUAUUUGUGGAAAACUUGUAGCUAAAAUGUUCAGAGAUCAUCAAGAAAUAAAUACAAGGUUAUGUGAUGAAUUUGAGAAGAUCGCGGAAAAAGCUCUCAGCACCCCUCCAAACACAGCGGAACUGAUGGAAAUGAAGGCUUAUAUUAAGAAAGUGGAGACAGUCGACAUGAUUGAACUGGGACGCAGGCUGGUGGAUUCUAAAAACUGCCUCGCCUUCCUCAUCGAGUGCACCACCUUCUCCCCCGCAGACAUCAGGCUCAACAACAACGCCUUCCAGUGGUACGGGCGGAUGGAGGAGAUCUUCGACGAGCACCGGAGGAUCAUCGCGGAGAAGACGGAGCAGUACCAAGACGGCCUCAAGCUGCGGUGCCAGCGGUUUGUGGAGGAGCUGGAGAGCUACGCGAAGCAGUCGGAGGAGUUUUAUGCCCUGGGCGACCUGCAGGACGUGCAGCGGUACCUGAAGAAGGCCCAGACUCUGAACGGAAAGCUGGACCUCGCGGCGGACAAGAUCGAGCAGUUUAAUGCCGAAGAGGAGGCCUUUGGUUGGCCACCAUCGCUGUAUCCUCAACGCAAAAAAAUCCAAGACAGUCUGAACCCCUACCUUCGUCUCUAUGAAACCGCUGUCGAAUUUAGCACUAAAUAUAGAGCGUGGACAGAAGGGCCGUAUCACAAGGUAGAUCCAGACCAAGUAGAAGUUGACGUUGGCAACUACUGGCGAGGACUCUACAAGCUGGAGAAGACCUUCAACGACUCUCCCAAUGCCCUGGCGAUGACGAAGAAAGUCAAAGCCAAGGUGGAGGAUUUCAAGCAGCACAUCCCUCUCAUUCAAGUGAUCUGCAACCCUGGGCUGCGCCCCAGGCACUGGGAGGCCAUGUCCAACAUUGUGGGUUUCCCCCUGCAGCCCGCCGACGAGUCCACCGUCUCCCCUUUCCUGGACAUGAACCUGGAGCAGUAUUUAGACAGAUUUGAAGGCAUCAGCGAAGCAGCCAGCAAGGAGUACACUCUCGAGAAGACCUUGGAGAAGAUGAUUAAAGAGUGGGACUCAAUGGAAUUUGUCCUUCUCUCUUAUAGAGAAUCUGGGACAUCCAUUUUGUCAUCAGUUGACGAAAUUCAGAUGUUGUUGGAUGACCACAUCAUUAAGACACAGACAAUGCGAGGGUCUCCUUUCAUCAAGCCCUAUGAAAAACAAAUCAGAGAAUGGGAAGGCAAGCUGCUGCUACUGCAGGAGAUUCUGGACGAGUGGCUCAAGGUCCAAGCCACGUGGCUGUACCUGGAGCCCAUCUUCAGCUCUCCUGACAUCAUGUCCCAGAUGCCCGAGGAAGGCCGGCGGUUCACAACUGUGGAUAAGACGUGGAGAGAUAUAAUGAAAACCCUCCUGCAAGAUAAACAUGUUCUGUCCGUUGUGACUAUUGAUAAAAUGUUGGAGAGGCUGAAAAAGUCUAAUGAGCUUUUGGAACUCAUCCUCAAGGGACUCAACGAGUAUCUAGAAAAGAAGCGCCUCUUCUUCCCCAGGUUCUUUUUCCUGUCUAAUGAUGAACUUCUCGAGAUCCUCUCUGAGACCAAAGAUCCUACCAGGGUACAGCCUCACCUGAAGAAAUGUUUCGAAGGGAUCGCCAGGGUGGAGUUCACGGAGACUUUAGACAUCACGCACAUGAAGAGCAGCGAGAACGAGGUGGUGGAGCUCAUCGAGACCAUUUCCACGGUGAAGGCCAGAGGCCAAGUGGAAAAGUGGUUGGUUGAGUUAGAGAGAGUGAUGAUCAGAUCCAUCCGAAAGGUCAUUAAAUCUGCCAUCACUGCCUAUACACAAUAUGAGCGGAUUAAGUGGGUGAGGGUCUGGCCUGGACAGACGGUGCUCUGUGUGUCCCAGACCUACUGGACAACCGAAGUCCAAGCAGCUAUUUCGAAAGGGCAAGAGGCUCUUGAGGAAUACUUGGAAAAAUGUAACAGUCAAAUUGAUGAUAUUGUCACCUUGGUCCGCGGCAAAUUGUCCAAGCAGAAUCGCGUGACUCUGGGGGCCCUUGUGGUGCUGGAUGUUCACGCCAGAGACGUCCUCACGUCCCUGGUGAAUAAGAAAGUCAGUGAUGAAUCUGACUUUGAAUGGUUAAGUCAGCUGAGGUACUACUGGCAGGACAAUAAUUUAGAAACAAAGAUGAUUAAUGCCGGCUUGCGAUACGGGUAUGAGUACCUGGGCAACUCCCCGCGGCUGGUGAUCACUCCGCUCACUGAUCGCUGUUACAGAACCCUGUUCGGAGCCCUGCACCUGCACCUCGGGGGGGCGCCCGAGGGCCCCGCGGGCACGGGGAAGACGGAAACCACCAAGGACUUGGCCAAGGCGGUGGCCAAGCAGUGCGUCGUGUUCAACUGCUCCGACGGGCUGGACUACCUGGCAUUAGGGAAAUUCUUCAAGGGACUGCUAUCUUGCGGAGCCUGGGCUUGCUUUGAUGAGUUUAACAGAAUCGAUUUGGAAGUACUUUCUGUGGUGGCUCAACAAAUUCUUACCAUCCAGAGAGGCAUUAACGCAGGGGCGGACACACUGGUAUUUGAAGGAACGGAACUAAAACUGGACCCCACGUGCGCUGUCUUUAUCACCAUGAACCCUGGGUACGCCGGGCGCUCGGAGCUGCCAGAUAAUCUCAAGGCCCUCUUCCGGACAGUAGCCAUGAUGGUGCCCGACUAUGCCAUGAUCGCCGAAAUAGUCCUGUACUCCUGCGGGUUCGUCACGGCGCGGCCGCUGUCGGUGAAGAUCGUGGCUACGUACCGCCUGUGCUCCGAGCAGCUGUCGUCACAGCACCACUAUGACUACGGCAUGAGGGCCGUGAAGUCGGUGCUCACCGCCGCGGGCAACCUGAAGGGCAUCACUUCGGAUUUGUUUCCUGGGGUGAAGUUGCCAAAGCCAGAUUACAACGACUUGCUGAUGGCCAUCAAAGACAACUGCGAGGCCAUGAACUUGCAAAUGACCAGUUUCUUUUCCGAGAAGAUCCUCCAGAUAUAUGAAAUGAUGAUUGUGCGCCACGGCUUCAUGAUUGUCGGAGAGCCGUUUGGAGGGAAGACCAGUGCCUAUCGCGUCUUAGCUGGAGCCCUAAGUGAUAUCUGUGAAAAGGGCUUAAUGGAAGAAAACAAGGUUCAAAUCACUGUCCUGAACCCUAAGUCUGUCACCAUGGGCCAGCUGUACGGGCAGUUCGACCAGGUGUCACACGAGUGGUCCGACGGGGUCCUUGCUGUCAGUUUCAGGGCCUUCGCCUCUUCGAUGACACCAGACAGGAAGUGGCUGAUCUUCGACGGCCCGGUGGAUGCCGUGUGGAUCGAGAACAUGAACACUGUGCUGGAUGACAACAAAAAGCUGUGUCUGAUGAGCGGGGAGAUUAUUCAGAUGUCACCGCAAAUGAACCUUAUUUUUGAGCCGAUGGAUUUGGAAGUUGCUUCUCCUGCCACCGUUUCCAGGUGUGGGAUGAUUUACAUGGAGCCUCACAUGUUAGGCUGGAGGCCCCUGAUGUUGUCCUGGGUAAACCUCCUGCCUGCGACGCUCAAUGCCACGCAGAAGGAAUUCCUAGUGACCUUGUUUGACAGAAUGGUCCCUGUGUCUGUCGAGUUUAUCAGGAAGCACACCAAGGAAUUAUCUCCUACUUCAGAUACAAACUUAGUCCGAUCCUUAAUGAAUCUAAUAGACUGUUUUAUGGAUGAAUUUGCCGAUGAAGUGAAAGUGAGAGAGAGAAAUGAUCGCGAGGCUUACUCCUUACUCGAGGGCAUUUUUCUCUUUUCGUUGAUAUGGUCCAUCGGUGCUUCUUGUACAGAUGAUGAUCGGUUAAAAUUUAAUAAGAUUCUUCGAGAACUAAUGGAGGGUCCAAUUUCAGACAUAACUCGCAAUAGGUUUAAAAUACUGAGCGGCGCUGAACAAACGACUUCAAAAGCACUCACCGUCCCAUUUCCUGAAAAAAAAACCAUUUAUGAUUAUCAGUUUGUCACUGAGGGAAUAGGAAGAUGGGACCCAUGGAUAAAGAAAUUGGCAGACGCCCCUCCAAUUCCUAAAGAUAUGAUGUUUAAUGAAAUCAUUGUACCAACUCUGGACACGAUUCGCUACUCGGCAUUAAUGGAAUUGUUAACCACCCAUCAAAAGCCAUCAAUAUUUGUAGGACCCACAGGAACGGGGAAGAGUUCUUACAUUAUUAACUUUCUUUUAACUCAAAUCAAUAAAGAAAUCUACAAGCCUCUGCUAAUUAACUUCUCAGCACAAACUACAGCAGCUCAAACUCAGAACAUCAUCAUGUCAAAGCUGGACAAAAGAAGAAAGGGAGUGUUUGGUCCUCCUCUGGGCAAGAAAAUGGUUGUCUUUGUAGAUGACGUCAAUAUGCCUGCGCGGGAGGUGUACGGGGCUCAGCCGCCCAUCGAGCUGCUGAGGCAGUGGUUGGAUCACUGGAAUUGGUACGACCUGAAAGACUGCUCGAUGAUUAAACUAGUGGACGUUCAGAUCAUGUGUGCGAUGGGACCUCCAGGUGGUGGUCGAAAUCCGGUGACUCCUCGAUUCAUGCGGCAUUUCAAUGUUAUAACGAUCAAUGAGUUUAGUGACAAAUCCAUGUAUACAAUCUUCUCUAGAAUCUUAAACUGGCAUUUAAAAACCUGUUACAAAUUUCCAGAGGAUUUUCUAACUUUGACCGCCCAGAUUGUCAACGGUACGAUGAUUCUGUACAAAGAGGCCAUGAAGAACCUCUUGCCCACCCCGGCCAAGUCGCACUACCUGUUCAACCUGCGGGACUUCUCCCGUGUCAUUCAGGGCGUUUGUUUGUCCAGACCGGAAACCACGGCAACCAAAGAGGCCAUUAAGCGUCUUUGGGUUCACGAGGUCCUUAGGGUGUAUUAUGAUCGCCUCCUGGAUAAUGCAGACCGACGUUGGCUUAUCGAGUAUAUUCAAGAAAUUUUGACACAUCAUAUGUAUGAAAAUUUUCAUGAGCUUUUUCAACAUCUGGAUUUCAACGGGGAUGGAGUAGUGGAGGAAGAUGACUUACGCAGCCUCAUGUUUUGUGAUUUCCAUGACCCCAAGAAGGAGGACACCAACUACAGAGAGGUUGAAAAUGUGGACAGCCUCCGGAUGAUCGUGGAAACGCACCUGGAGGAAUACAACAACAUGAGCAAGAAGACCAUGAGCCUUGUCUUGUUCCGCUUUGCCAUCGAGCACAUCAGCCGCAUCUCCAGGAUCCUGAAGCAGCCCCGCAGCCAUGCCCUUCUGGUCGGCGUGGGAGGCAGCGGGAGGCAGUCUGUCACCAGGUUAGCUGCCCACAUGGCUGAUUAUUCCGUCUUCCAGGUCGAAAUCACGAAGGGCUACGGUAACACCGAGUGGCACGAGGAUCUAAAGGUGAUCCUGAGGAAAUGCGCUGAGGGCGAGAUGCAUGGGGUCUUCCUGUUUACAGACACUCAGAUUAAAAGGGAGUCGUUUCUAGAAGAUGUCAACAAUCUGCUCAAUGCGGGGGAAGUGCCGAAUCUCUUUGCAUUAGACGAGAAGCAAGAGAUAUGCGAGAAGAUGCGCCAGCUCGACCGCCAACGGGAUAAAACCAAACAGACCGACGGGAGCCCCAUCGCUCUGUUCAACAUGUUCAUCGAUCGCUGCCGCAGCCAGCUGCACGUCGUCCUGGCCAUGAGCCCCAUUGGGGAUGCCUUUCGGAUUCGUCUGAGAAAGUUCCCGGCUCUUGUUAACUGCUGUACCAUUGACUGGUUUCAGUCGUGGCCUGAGGACGCCCUCCAGGCAGUGGCCUCACGCUUUUUGGAAGAAAUUGAGAUGUCAGAGGAGAUACGGGACGGCUGCAUCGACAUGUGUAAAAGCUUCCACACGUCCACUAUCGACUUAUCCACGUCCUUCCACGUCGAGCUUCAAAGAUACAAUUAUGUGACUCCAACCUCGUAUCUGGAAUUAAUCUCCACCUUCAAACUGCUGUUGGAAAAUAAAAGAAGUGAAGUGAUGAAGAUGAAGAAGAGGUAUGAGGUGGGUCUGGAGAAACUGGAUUCCGCGGCAUCUCAAGUCGCCUCCAUGCAGCUGGAGCUGGAGGCGCUCCACCCUCAACUAAAGGUUGCCAGCAAAGCGGUGGACGAAAUGAUGCUGAUGAUCGAGAGGGAAUCGUUCGAAGUGGCCAAAACGGAAAAAAUCGUGAAAGCUGAUGAGAUCGUGGCAAACGAGCAGACCAUGGCAGCCAAGGCCAUCAAGGACGAAUGUGACGCCGACCUGGCGGGGGCCUUGCCCAUCCUCGAGUCGGCGCUUGCGGCCCUGGACACCCUGACCGCGCAGGACAUUACAGUGGUCAAGUCCAUGAAGAGUCCGCCUGCUGGGGUCAAGCUCGUGAUGGAGGCCAUCUGCAUCCUGAAAGGCAUCAAAUCCGACAAGAUACCCGACCCCACGGGUUCCGGGAAGAAGAUAGAGGAUUUCUGGGGUCCAGCUAAGAGACUCCUCGGUGACAUUCGAUUCCUACAGUCCCUUCAUGAAUAUGACAAAGAUAACAUUCCUCCGGCCUACAUGAACAUCAUCAGGAAAAAUUACAUUCCAAAUCCGGAUUUUGUCCCAGAAAAGAUCAGAAACGCGUCCACGGCGGCCGAGGGCCUGUGCAAGUGGGUCAUUGCCAUGGAUUCGUACGACAAAGUGGCAAAAAUAGUCGCUCCCAAAAAGAUCAAGCUGGCUGCAGCGGAAGCGGAGCUCAAAGUGGCCAUGGACGGCCUCCGGAAGAAGCAGGCCGCCCUGCACGAGGUGCAGGACAAGCUGGCCAAGCUGCAGGACAAGCUGGAGCAGAACAAAGAGAAGAAGGCUGAUCUGGAGAACCAGGUUGACUUGUGCAGCAAGAAGCUGGAACGCGCCGAGCAGCUGAUUGGCGGCCUCGGGGGCGAGAAAACCCGCUGGAGCCAAUCGGCCCUGGAGCUGGGGCUGCUGUACAUCAACCUGACGGGCGACAUCCUCAUCUCCUCGGGGGUCGUGGCCUACCUGGGCGCCUUCACCUCCAACUACCGCCAGAACCAAGUGAAGGAGUGGACAGACCUGUGCAAGGGCAGGGGCAUCCCCUGUUCCGAAGACUACUCCCUGAUGGGCACCCUGGGAGAAGCCGUGACCAUCCGCACCUGGAAUAUCGCUGGGCUACCUUCAGAUUCGUUUUCCAUUGACAACGGAAUCAUCACCAUGAACGCGAGAAGGUGGCCUCUGAUGAUAGACCCUCAAGGUCAGGCUAAUAAAUGGAUCAAGAACAUGGAAAAGACCAACAGUCUGCAGCUGAUUAAAUUCAGUGACCCUGACUAUGUCAGGACGCUGGAGAACUGCAUCCAGUUUGGGACCCCUGUGCUGCUGGAGAACGUGGGCGAGGAGCUGGACCCCAUCCUGGAGCCGCUGCUGCUGAAGCAGACCUUCAAGCAUGGCGGCAGCACGUGCAUCCGCCUGGGGGCCCCGGUCCCGCAGCUGGAGCUCGGGGACUGCACGCACCUCGUUCUCUGCAGACGUGACCCCCGCUCCUCUGGAGCCGGGGUGACAUUAUUAAACUUCAUGAUAACGUCAGAGGGAAUGCAGGACCAGCUGUUGGGAAUUGUGGUGGCGCGAGAAAGGCCGGACCUUGAGGAGGAAAAACAAGCCCUGAUACUGCAAGGAGCUGAAAACAAAAGGCAGUUAAAAGAAAUAGAAGACAAGAUUUUGGAAGUUCUUUCGUCUUCGGAAGGCAACAUCUUAGAAGACGAAACUGCGAUUAAGAUACUGUCUUCCUCCAAGGCGUUGGCCAAUGAGAUCUCGCAGAAGCAGGAGGUGGCCGAGGAGACGGAGCGGCAGAUUGACACCACCCGCAUGGGCUACCGGCCCAUCGCCAUCCACUCCACCAUCCUGUUCUUCUCCAUUGCCGACCUCGCCAACAUUGAGCCCAUGUACCAGUACUCGCUGAACUGGUUUAUUAACCUUUUCAUCCUGUCUAUUGAGAACUCGGAGAAUUCAGACAUUUUAUCUAAAAGGCUGCAGAUUCUCAGGGACCACUUCACGUACUCGCUCUAUGUGAACGUGUGCCGGUCGCUCUUUGAGAAGGACAAGCUGCUCUUCUCCUUCUGCCUCACCGUGAACCUGCAGAUCCACGAGCACGCGAUUAAUAAGGCCGAGUGGAGGUUUCUGCUCACGGGAGGCAUCGGCCUGGACAACCCUUACACCAACCCUUGUACGUGGCUUCCUCAGAAGUCCUGGGAUGAGAUCUGUCGCCUGGACGAGCUGCCCUCCUUUAAAGCCAUCCGGAAGGAGUUCAUGCACCUCAAGGACGGGUGGAAAAGAGUCUAUGAUAGUUUGGAGCCACAUCACGAGGCUUUUCCUGAAGCGUGGGAGGACAAGAUGAAUGAUUUCCAGAGGAUGCUCAUCAUUCGCUGCCUGAGGCCGGACAAGGUGAUUCCAAUGCUGCAAGAAUUUAUAAGCAGCAAGUUGGGGCGCAUGUUCAUUGAGCCGCCCCCCUUUAACCUGUCCAAGGCGUUCGCAGACAGCAACUGCUGCGCGCCCCUGAUCUUCGUGCUCUCCCCGGGGGCCGACCCCAUGGCCGCCCUGCUCAAGUUCGCUGAUGACCAGGGGUACGGGGGAGCGAGACUUAGCUCUUUGUCUCUUGGUCAAGGCCAAGGGCCCAUCGCUAUGAAGAUGUUAGAAAAAGCUGUCAAGGAAGGAACGUGGGUGGUUCUUCAGAACUGCCACCUGGCCACCUCUUGGAUGCCGACCCUUGAGAAAGUGUGCGAGGAGUUAAGCCCAGAGUCCACACACCCAGACUUCCGAAUGUGGCUGACCAGUUACCCGUCUCCCAACUUCCCCGUGGCCGUCCUGCAGAACGGAGUGAAAAUGACCAACGAGGCCCCGAAAGGGCUCCGGGCGAACAUCAUCCGCUCCUACCUCAUGGACCCCAUCUCGGACCCCGAGUUCUUUGACAGCUGCAAGAAGCCCGCCGAAUUCAAGAAGCUGCUCUACGGCCUCUGCUUCUUCCACGCUCUGGUACAAGAGCGACGGAAAUUCGGGCCCCUGGGCUGGAACAUUCCUUACGAGUUCAACGAGACUGACCUGCGGAUCAGCGUCCAGCAGCUGCACAUGUUCCUGAACCAGUACGAGGAGCUGCCCUACGACGCCCUGCGGUACAUGACGGGCGAGUGCAACUACGGCGGCCGGGUGACGGACGACUGGGACCGCCGCACGCUGCGCAGCAUCCUCAACAAGUUCUUCUGCACCCAGCUGGUGGAGGACCCGGGCUACAAGUUCGACUCGAGUGGCAUCUACUUUGCCCCCCCGCCUGGUGAGCACAAGAGCUACAUCGAAUACACGCAGACCCUGCCGCUGACCCCUGCCCCGGAAAUCUUCGGGAUGAACGCCAACGCAGACAUCACCAAAGACCAGUCCGAAACGCAGCUGCUCUUCGAUAACAUCCUUCUCACACAGUCUCGUUCGGCAGAAGCUGGCGCCAAAUCCUCCGAGGAAGUGCUGAAUGAGGUCGCGGGCGACAUUUUGGGGAAACUGCCCAACAACUUUGACCUUGAGGCUGCGAUGAGGAGGUACCCAACCACCUACACUCAGAGCAUGAACACGGUGCUCGUCCAGGAGAUGGGCCGCUUCAACAAGCUGCUGCAGACCAUCCGGGAGUCGUGCAUUAACAUUCAGAAGGCCAUCAAGGGGCUGCUGGUGAUGUCCACAGACCUCGAAGAGGUGGUCAGCAGCAUCCUGAACGUCAAGAUCCCGGGGAUGUGGAUGGCCAAGUCCUACCCGAGCCUCAAGCCCCUCGGCAGCUACGUGAACGACUUCCUCACCCGGCUGAGGUUCCUGCAGCAAUGGUACGAGGUGGGCCCGCCCCCAUCCUUCUGGCUGUCCGGCUUCUUCUUCACACAAGCCUUCCUGACGGGCGCCCAGCAGAACUUCGCCCGCAAGUACACCAUCCCCAUCGACCUCCUUGGGUUUGACUACGAAGUGCUGGAGGACAAAGACUACAAGGUCCCUCCGGAAGACGGUGUCUUAAUUUAUGGAUUAUUUUUGGAUGGAGCUUCCUGGAAUAGAAAGAUAAAGAAACUUGCAGAAUCACAUCCCAAAAUUCUUUAUGAUAUAGUGCCUGUGAUGUGGCUGAAGCCCUGCCGGAGGACAGACAUCCCCAAACGACCCAGCUAUGUGGCGCCGCUGUACAAGACGAGCGAGCGGAGGGGGACGCUGUCCACCACGGGCCAUUCCACGAACUUCGUCAUCGCCAUGACGCUGCCCUCCGACCACCCGAAGGAGCACUGGAUCGGGCGUGGCGUGGCCCUGCUGUGCCAGCUCAACGCCUAGCUGGACACCCGGCCCUGCCCCUCUCCUUACGUGAUCGAGCAGAAGUAUAUUUUCCUUUUUAAACAAUCUAGUUAGUGUUGAUCUGUCUAAAGUUACACUUAAUUAUAAGCCUGUUAAUGUGCAAAUGCAGACUUUGUUUACGAUGAUUCACCUUGGGCGUAAGGAAAUGUCCUCGAAUAAAGAUUAAAGACAGCA